Messenger RNA from Micromonas commoda, 1410 nucleotides. RefSeq lists its product with no specific name. Gene Ontology annotation, biological process: regulation of DNA-templated transcription. Gene Ontology annotation, molecular function: DNA-binding transcription factor activity; DNA binding. The transcript has a single exon. NCBI's taxonomy places the organism in Eukaryota, Viridiplantae, Chlorophyta, Mamiellophyceae, Mamiellales, Mamiellaceae. The record is from RefSeq and is a predicted model, not a curated record. Bases 1 to 1410 code for a protein of 469 amino acids.
AUGUUCGACGGCAAGGACGUCGCCAACGUGGUCGGAGGUCGGGGGAGCCGCAUCGUCGCGGCCGAACGCAACGAGGACUCGCCCCGCGCGAGCGUCAAAACCGCCGACGCGGCUUUGCCGCUAAAGCGGUACAUUCCGCACCGCGAGCUCGCUGACGGAACGAUAGAAAUCCUCGGCGGGAUGGGCGGUUCCGCGCGCUUUAUCGCGCCCGACCCGGUGGAGCGCGCGAUGCACCGGGCGAACGUCGCGAACCUGCUUCCGCCCGUCAUCAACCGGCCGCCGCCCUCGACCGAGCACGGGCAGGACCUCGUCGACAACAUGAAGGGGAUCGUGCUCCAGAAGAUCCUCGACAACGAGAACAACGCCUUGAAGCGAGAGGCGCAGGAUCGCCUCAAGCAGGGCCUCGAGGUUGACGAGGAUGAUCGCGUCUGGACCGCGGCUGCGUUCCCGAGCUGGUCGGCAGCCCAAUGCCGCAGGCUGCGCGAAGACAUGGAGCGCCGCCGCGUCGAGGGGAAACAGCUUGAGGCUGAGCGCAAGAGGAAGCGCGAGGUGCGCGAGGCUGAACGCGAGGCUAAGCGCGUGGCGGCGGCGGAGGCGGCGAAGGCGGCGGCGGAGAAGAAGGCGGCGGCGGAGGCUGCGCGCAAAGCGGGGGCGGAGAAGAAGGCGGCGGCGGAGGCGGCGAAGGCGGCGGCGGAGGCAGCGCGCAAGAGGACGGCUCAGCUCGAGGCGGCUGAGUUCCAGCGCAUGAAGCCCACCGGCGUCAGUAAGCAGAAGAGCGGCAACUUCAAUGUAUACAUCGUCAUGAAGGACCGCCGUGUGAUCCAGAUCGGCACCUACGCUACCGUCAUGGAAGCCGCGAGGGCGCAUGAUCUCGCAUGGCUGAGCGUGCCGGGCAGGAAGGCUGACAAGCGCCCCAACUUCCCCCACGACCCGCCCCCCACCGACAAGGAGCUCGAGGCGAUGCGGGCCAAGGUGGAGACCAAGGCGGCGAAGCCUGCGAAGAAACGGGCGGAGAAGGCUGCGCGCAAAGCGGGGGCGGAGAAGAAGGCGGCGGCGGAGGCGGCGAAGGCGGCGGCGGAGGCAGCGCGCAAGAGGACGGCUCAGCUCGAGGCGGCUGAGUUCCAGCGCAUGAAGCCCACCGGCGUCAGUAAGCAGAAGAGCGGCAACUUCAGUGUAUGCAUCGACAUCAAGGGCAGCAAGGGCUUCUGUGUGAUCCAGAUCGGCACCUACGCUACCGUCAUGGAAGCCGCGAGGGCGUUUGAUCUCGCAUGGCUGAGCGUGCCGGGCAGGAAGGCUGACAAGCGCCCCAACUUCCCCCACGACCCGCCCCCCACCGACAAGGAGCUCGAGGCGAUGCGGGCCAAGGUGGAGACCAAGGCGGCGAAGCAUGCGAAGAAACGGGCGGCAUAG